Molecule: messenger RNA, 3858 nt
Organism: Electrophorus electricus (electric eel)
Lineage: Eukaryota; Metazoa; Chordata; Actinopteri; Gymnotiformes; Gymnotidae
Gene: cdh26.1
Product: cadherin 26, tandem duplicate 1
Biological process (GO): cell-cell adhesion mediated by cadherin; homophilic cell-cell adhesion; adherens junction organization
Cellular component (GO): adherens junction; catenin complex; plasma membrane
Molecular function (GO): beta-catenin binding; calcium ion binding; cadherin binding
Source: RefSeq, a predicted model, not a curated record
AUCAGCUAAAAUUGUCUUCUUGGAAACAAGGCGUUAAAUCACGUCAGGAUGAGAAUCUCCUGCGUUUUUCUACUUCUGUUGGCGCUGUGGGCAGAGACUACACACAGCAAACAGAGGACCAAGGAACAUCAGGACAGAGAGAAGCAUGAUACGGUGCUGGUCCGAACGAAACGGAGGUGGGUACUGUCCACCAUUGAACUAGAAGAGGAGGAUCCUGGACCUUUCCCCAGACUGGCCACUGAGCUGUUCAAUGAUAAGGAGUUGAACCACACGCUCAGGUUCAGUAUCAGUGGACAGGGUGUGAACGAGGACCCGGUGGGCGUGUUCAGCAUUAAUGACAGGACAGGAGAGGUCUUUAUACACAAGCCCAUAGACAGAGAACUACAUCCGUUCUUCCUUGUGAAAUUUGACGUGCACGACCGAAUAACAGAUGAAAUUCUUGACAAAACUCUGGCUUUCAACAUGGCCAUAAAGGAUAAGAAUGACAAUGCUCCUUUAUUCAGCCCUGCACUGUUAAUCACACAGUUUCCAGAGAACAUAAAAGAAGGACAACUGCCAGUUUCACUGCAGGCCAGCGACAUAGAUGAGCAGAACACAGACAACUCUCGCAUCUCCAUGAGGCUGGUGUCUCAGGAGCCCACGCAGCCGCAGAUCUCGCUGCAGAUGGUGCAGAACAGCAGGAGGAUCAAUGAAGUCAGUCAGCUCGUCUUCAGCGGAUGCUUUGAUUACGAUAAAGUGAACAAGUACACAUUGCUUGUUGAAGCCCGUGAUCAUGGAACUCCCUCUCUCUCCUCUACCGCAACCAUCAUCAUCAACAUCUCAGACUCUAACACUCACGCACCUGUGUUCAACGCCUCCACGUACAACACUCAAGUUUUGGAGAUGCAAAUCAAUACAGAGAUUUUACGGGUAUCUGUGCUGGACAAGGAUAACCCCAACAGUCCAGGCUCCAGGGCAGUUUACACCAUCGUCAAGGGUAAUGAACAAGGCAACUACAAGAUAGAGACGGACCCGGUUACCAACGAAGGCGUACUAACGGUCAUCAAGGGGAAAGACUACGAAAAGACAACCGUGACGGAGCUGGAGUUAGCGGUGGAGAACGAGGAGCCACUGUUCAGGUGUGUGGAUGGUAAACCAGUGAGGACAGGACCAGAGAAAGAAAAGCCCAACACGGCUAAGGUCCUGGUGAAGGUGAUCGAUGUGAAUGACCCGCCAGUGUUCCAGAAGAGUGUUGUGAAGGUGUACAGGAAAGAGGAAGACAAACCUGGGGAUGUGCUGUACCAGCCCAGCGUUACAGACGUGGACUCGGACAAAACCAAAAUCAGGUUUGAAAUAGCAGAAGAUCCAGCUAAGUGGAUGUCUAUAGACCCAAAAACAGGAACUGUGACCUCGGUAAAGAAGAUGGAUCGUGAGUCACCAUUUGUCAAAAACAGCACCUACACUGUCGUGAUUCACGCAAUAGACGAUGCGGAUCCUCCAGCCACUGGGACCGGCACCCUGGUGGUCCACCUGGGAGAUAUGAAUGAUAACAGCCCUCGCCUGGUGAACGGCAGCUCUGUGAUGUGCGGGAACAAGGCUGACCACGUGGUGGUGGAGCCCUACGACAACGAUGCCGCUCCGUUCGCGGGUCCCUUCUCCUUCUCUCUGGGAAGUGAAAAUGGAGACCUAAAAGACACGUGGAAGAUUCACCCCAACACAGGGCCGAGAACCUCGCUAGUCAGCCUCCGGAGCCUGGCCUAUGGGAACUAUUCGGUGCCACUGCACAUCGAGGACCAGCAGGGAGUGGCAGGCCACAACGUCCUGAACGUAGUGGUGUGCGACUGUGGAGAGGAUGAUGAGUGCAGGAGUCUGCUACCACGCUCGUCUCGCCUGCACCCCAUGGCCAUACUGGCUCUGUUGGCAGCCCUGUUCGUCCUGGCCCUGCUUCUGUGCUUGUUUUUCUUCUGCGAGUGUCGAGAGAAAAAGAUGUUUGAAGUGUACCUGGAAGAUGACAAGAACCAAACCCUCAUCCACUACAAUGAAGAGGGAGGAGGCUCUCUCAUAAGGGCUGGAUCGACAAUCCCGACCAUCAUCAGUAGCUUUGGCAUGAACGAAAGAUUCACACCGGGUCGCGGGGGAGUCUGGGCCAACAAUGGCACGCUAUAUGAAAUGAACAGGGCUCUAAACAGGACCAACUCCACUAGGAAAGGCACAAACAGAACUUUUAGCAGAUCUUUCAGCCUGUCUGAGUGGAACAUGGAAAGCCACCUUCAUCACAAACUCUUCAAAAUUGGCAAGGAGCAAGCUGACGUCUCCGUGUACCACCCGCGUCAGUACGCCGACGAGGGCUUAGGCAGCACAUGCGCGUCCCUAGACCGGCUAUCCUUCAGCACAGACGGAGAUGACCUAGGCUUCCUGCAGGAUUUGGGACCACAGUUCUGCACCCUGUCUGGGAUCUGCAGGCAGGCAAUGGAAGAGAAGAGGGUUAGGUUAUAAGAUGUGAUACACACAGAGGUUUUAGGGGCUUUAGCUUGCUUUCCUUCUCCAAUAGAGAAGCUAUGGAUGCUCGUGGAUGGUCAAAAAUGCUUUUGGAAAUGAGGAGGUGAAAUGAAAUGGCAAUUCUUGUAACACAUACCGCUCUCCAGACACACACACACGUCCCACUGGACCCUUGUGGUUAUAUCCUGGGAGAAGCUGGUGUUACAUCACUUUCUUUGGCACUUUAUAGUGAAUAAAACCUCGGACUGUUGAUUUUAGUCUAAAGUCUUUACCUGCUUUGAGCCAAAUACUUUUUUUUUUUUCCACUGGAGUUCAUCUGAUGGACUAAUUCUGCUAUGUGUGGUCAGGGGUCAACUUAAUGUUAGGGGUCAGGGGUCAACUUAAUGUUUGCAAGGUACCAGAGGGAGCUCCAGGGGUAGGCUCAGAGCUCUCAGAGCUCUUGUCUUGUAUGUGCGAGUGUUUCUACAAAAGUGUCAACAUUCCUUCACUGCUCUCUGGACGGCCUGAUGAUGUUUUCGGGAGGAAAAUGACAGCCAACAUUCCGGUCAGGCGACACGCAGACACACGGGGUUCCUGCGAUUCGUAUGACCCCCCGUGAACUCGUAUCAUCUUUCCGUGAUAAACCUUGUGUUAUGAUGACCGUUAUGAUUCAUACUGUUCAAAGGUCAUAUAAUUGGUGUUUUUUUAAUUCGAAGUCCUGUUUGUAUUUCCUUAGCUGCCACCAGGGCGGCAACAGAGAGCGUGAUUGCAGUUAUCACGUCACCUGUUUAUACGGACCGUGUUAGUAGGAUAAAAACUUAGCCUUAGUGAAACAUUCAUUUGUUAUAGUAAUUUUAACUGAAUGUACUUUUGUUUUGGUUGUUGUUUUUUGGUUAGUUAGCUGUGUUAGCCUACAAGUAAUUAAAAUAUUACCUUUCCAAGAAUAUUUCCAACAUAGUCAAUACAUUUCAUAUUCUGUAGUCAUUCAUUUUGCUGAGGUUAUCAGACAUUAAAGAAACAAGCAAGAACCAACACCAAGGUGCAAAUUAAACUUUUAACAUUGGUUUAUGUUUAGAAAUCAUCACCUUUUGUUUAAAAAUGUUAUAUUAAAUGUAUAGGAUCCAUGUUCAAUUGCUUAUGCUCCAUUCUGUUAAACCUCUUUGAAAGAAUUCCAAUGCAUUAAAUGCUAUCUGCAUAUUUUUACAUAAAUUUACAUAAAUCCCUGUGCCAUAUAGCAGUGACUGGUCUGGAAGCGCUAACUUAUGUCUGGAAUUGUUCUUGGGUUACACUGGACUGUAUUAUGAAACACUGUUUUGGAGGUCUAUGCAAAAACUAUUUCAACUAACGCUGGGAUGUUUUAUUUGGUGAGGUCACUAGGUGGCGGUAUUGUAGGUGUGUAUA